GGCCGGGAUCAGCAGGCGGCGAGAGCGGCUCCGGGCCGGUGAGCCCGCCCCGGGCAGGUGUCGGGGCGCCGGGCCCCCGUCCCGCAGAACGACACGCUGUGGUGAUCGUGGUGGGAAGGACGCUUUGUUCCUGAAGGAGCGGGGAGCCCGGCGGCAGGCGGAUCUGGGCAGCCACAGGCACUCCCAAACACUUCACCCCACAGCCUGCUCGUAGGGCCGGCCGUAGCCUCCUCACACCAAACAUCCCACCUGGACUGUGCUCUUGGUCAGCUGGAACGCCCCAAAAACCUCCCCGAGAUUUGAUGGAGCUUGCUUUGGACCUGCAGUCCCGCUCCAGCAUGUCCCCAGGGGCUGUGGGGGGCCGUGGCGGAGGAUCAGGGAGCCGACAGAGGCCGGGGCUGAUGGCGUGAGGGGAUGCCCAGGGACAGCGAUGCCCAUCACACAGGACAACGCCGGGAUCUUCCUCCCCCUCCUGUGCCAGUGGCUGCAGAACAGCCGGCGGGAGGGGGCCGAGGGAGCCGAGCAGCAGCUCUGCCGCUCGGCUGUCCAGAAGCUGAGCGAGUACAUCCAGCUCAACUUCUCCGUGGACGAGAGCAACCUGCAGCCAGGGAGCUGCGGGACUGUGGAUACGGAGAUCUGCACCAUGUACCUGGCCCARGAGAUGCGGAAAAAUGAGGUUCUGGGCCUGAGCUUUGGGAAUAUCCCUGCUCUGGGAGACUAUGGGGAGAAGCGUCGGGGAGGAAAGAAGAGGAAGGCACAUAAGGGGCCUGUGCUCGAUGUUGGGUGUAUCUGGGUGACGGAUUUGAAGAAGAACAGCCCGGCCGGGAAGUGCGGGAGAGUGCGCCUGAAAGACGAGAUCCUUUCUCUGAACGGACAGCUGAUGGUCGGUGUGGAUGUCACUGGAGCAAGUUACCUGGCCGAGCAGUGCUGGAAUGGCGGCUUYGUCUACCUGAUCAUGUUGCGCCGCAUCAAGCGCAAAGCCCCUCUGCCUCCCUCCAACGGCAACAACAGCAACAGCUGCGACCCCAAAGCCAAGCCCAGCCCCGAGCCCGCAGACAGAGCUGCUCAGAAUGGGAAAAGGACCAGGAAGUUUGGGGUCAUCACUAGGACACCGGGAAGCAAAGAUAGCAAGGAGAAGCUGGGCUCAGAGCAYGGGAAUGGGCACUGCACCCCAAUGGAGGUGGAGGUUGCUCAGCCGGAGACCUCUGAAGCAGAAAGCAACGGGGAAGAACAGCACCAGGGCACCGGGGGACCAUACCGGAGCCGGCUGUCAGAUGGUGGCAUGCCAGACAUUGGGGACCAGGCUGCCCAGGUAUGUUUGCUUUGGUUCUUCUAGAGAAGGAAGCAGCAGGUAUGCAAGCAAAUUAAGUUGAUUUUUCAAGCAAUUCUCUGGUUUCAGUGCUUUGGCCUUGGGUUAAGCCUGCAGGUGACAAGACAAGCUGUGGGAUGGGUUCUGAAACUGGGAAGGGUGGGAGGAUUGGAGAGUUAAAUAAUAAUUGUUGGAAACCUCUGUCAUAUUCCAUCUCUGAUGGAGGGGAAGGCCCUUCUAGCUCUUGACCUGUCAGGCUUGGCUUCAGGAUUUUUUUGUUGAGACAACUGAUGACCUUACAACACUGGAGCAGGAGGGGUCAGUAGAAGAUGGUAAUUUUGUCAUUUGGGGCUUUUUGUUUAGCUCUGCUUGGACUUCAUGUCACCUUACAGCUCAUGUUAACAUUGAGAUUGAAGCUUCCCUUUUUAAUGGACCAAACCACUUUGCAUGUAUUUGUGUUACAAAACUUGUUUGGCUGGUGUCUGGGAACCACAUGGAAGUAAUUGUGGAUUUUGCUCAGAGCUGAUGAGAUGGACAAUUUGUUAAUGUUUGGGACGACAGUGGGAUUGGGGYUUUCAUUGCUUCUCUCUUCAUCCCGGUGGAGAUCUUGGGGUUUGUUGCCUGUCUAGAAUUGCAGCAUUGCUGGUUGGAGGAAAAUAACCCAAGCCUUGAUCAGGUUUCAGUAUGCAUCUAUCACCAGAAGCACUGUCUGCCAAUCUUUCCAGAGGCACUGAUAGUAUAAACAGAUGAAGGCUGCUUUGUUGGGCUUGGGGCUGGCUGCAGCAGCUGGUUUUGGUUUUAAGAACUUCAAAGCUGUUAGCAAAGCACUAUGAGUGGACGUCUCAUCACUAAAUUCUGUUGAGAAAAGCAUGGGUUUAAACGUGCCCUCUGAAUAGUGCUCCUYAGCACUACGCCCGGGUAGUGGUGAUUGUGGUUGUGAAGUUAUAGUAAUUUAAUUUAAAAUACAUUGUAGGAGCUAAAAGCAAUUUUAAAAAGCCUCUGGUUUUUAAAGAAGUAUAAUUGCGCAAACUUGUUCUUUGCAUCAGUGAGACACACUGGAUUUUCUGGUGCAGCAGAAAGGGUAGGGUGUUUGUGUGCUGUUCUUGCAAGCCUCAUAAUUGUAGUCAUUCUGAAAGAAAGCAUUAAAAGCUUAAAAAUAAAUAAAUGAACAAUUUGGUAUUUUGAAAG
This is a messenger RNA of Malurus melanocephalus (red-backed fairy wren), 2497 nucleotides long. It is a transcript of the gene PDZD2, whose product is annotated as PDZ domain containing 2. Gene Ontology annotation, molecular function: protein binding. The transcript is spliced from 3 exons. The coding region runs from base 431 to 1336 and encodes 301 amino acids. NCBI's taxonomy places the organism in Eukaryota, Metazoa, Chordata, Aves, Passeriformes, Maluridae. The record is from RefSeq and is a predicted model, not a curated record.